Messenger RNA from Prorocentrum cordatum, 337 nucleotides. The record is from the annotation of a GenBank genome assembly. Lineage: Eukaryota; Dinophyceae; Prorocentrales; Prorocentraceae.
AGGUCGAGCGCUGUCGGCCUGCCCUGGUAGCCGGCGUGAGGCGCCGUCUGCCUGCCGUGAUGCCAGCGUCGACGGCGGCGGCUGCCGGCGCCAGAAGACCGAGGAGCCCGUGCAGAGCCGAUGGCGCCGGGGCCCGCGCCAUUUCAGGCGUCCCGCAGCAUUCGGCCGCCAGGGCCUUCCGGGACGCUCAGGGCAGGCGCCACGACUUCUCGCGAGUCCUGGUGGAAGGGGCGGACUUGAACGACAUGCAUAGGCCCGCCUCGGUGCCCGCGCGGCCGGCGUGCUCUCGCCGCGGCGCUGGCUGGCAGCGCAGGCGGGCCGCGCCAACGGCGGGCGC